AUGUCGGGAUCACCAUCAAACCUUGAAGUGCAAGGAAAUUUUAUGCGUGUACCACCACCAAAAGAACUAACGAAAUCUAUUGAACGACGUCAAUCAACGGAAGAAAUACUAAAAACUACAGGACGACGCUCAAUAGUUAUAACAAAUCGAUCGUCAUUGACUACGCCGGCACUAAAGAAAACAGUUCCAGCAAAUCCAACAAAAAGUGAAACAAAACAACCAGCUAAAAAACCUGAUGAAGCAGAAGCAAUGAAAUUGAAAAUAGGCAAUCUCGAAGAUGAAGUUCGUCGUCUGAAACGACGUAUUGAAGAAUUAGAAAAAGAAGUAGCUGAACUACAUAAACAAAUGAAAACAAAAGAUAAACGUAUUACUGAACUAACUAAAGAAACGGAAGAACUUAAAAAAAGAGAAUUCAAUUAUCAAAGACAACUCGAAGAAUUUCGUUUGGAAAACGCUCGUUUAAUAGAAGAAAAUCGACAUUUGCAAGCAGAAGUCAAUCGCCUUCAAGCUAUGCACAAUUCAGCUGAAGAUUCAUCAGCUGAAUUGGAUGCGUUAAGAGAACAUUAUGAACGACAAAUCGAACAAAUACGACAGGAACAUGCACGAGAAUUAAAAGUUCGUGAUGAUAAAAUAGCGUUUCUUAAAAAACAAAUCAGUGAUUCAUUAAAAGGCAAUUCUUGGGAACGACAACAACAAAUUGAGGAAUUAACAAAACAACUUAAACGAACACAUGAAGAAUAUGAAUUACUUCGUCAAAAACUACUUCAAUAUCAAAAUAAGAAAGGGGCAUCAAAUUGUGGUAAUUGUUCUGAGAUGACUAUUAAAAUCGAAGAAAAAACGAAAGCUUUGCAAGAAAAAGACACAAUUAUACAAGAAUUAUUAACACUUAUGACUAAAUUUAAAAGUCAAAUUUCAAAUCAAGAUGAUCUUAUGAAAUUACUAUCAACAUAUAAUAAUACUUUAAUGCGCCAUUAA
Molecule: messenger RNA, 975 nt
Organism: Rotaria socialis
Lineage: Eukaryota; Metazoa; Rotifera; Eurotatoria; Philodinida; Philodinidae
Source: the annotation of a GenBank genome assembly